AAGCGGGAGGCGGAAGGCGCCCUAGGUUUGAAAUAGGAAAGUUGGCUAGGCUGCGGUAGCGGAUCUUGGAGUUCGGCUGUUGGUUGAAAUCGAUUCAGGUCUUGCGGGGCAGGUGGCUGGGCUCAGGCCUGCCGGAGAAGGUGGGAAUUGACCUGGGCUCCGAAACCCGCCUGUCGCGCCUUGUCUUACAAAAUGGUAGAGGAUGAACUGGCACUAUUUGAUAAAAGCAUAAAUGAAUUUUGGAAUAAAUUCAAAAGCACUGUCAGUGACACCUCCUGUCAGAUGGUGGGACUAAGAGAUGCCUACAAGGACUCAAUUAAAGCAUUUGCAGAAAAGCUGUCUGUGAAAUUAAAGGAAGAAGAACGGAUGGUUGAAAUGUUUCUGGAAUAUCAAAAUCAAAUCUGCAGACAGAAUAAACUCAUUCAAGAGAAAAAGGAGAAUUUAUUAAAGCUGAUUGGUGAAGUAAAAGACAAAAAACAGGAAGUGGAGGCACUGACUGCAACUAUCCAGGAUCUUAAGGAAGAAUAUGCUAGGAAGAAGGAAACUAUUUCCACUGCUAACAAAGCUAAUGGAGAGAGGUUGAAAAGGCUACAGAAAUCUGCAGACUUGUAUAAAGACCGACUUGGACUAGAAAUUCGAAAAAUUUAUGGUGAUAAAUUGCAGUUUAUAUUCACUGAUAUUGACCCUAAGCAUCCUGAUCGUCCAUUUAUGUUUUCCCUGUGCCUAAAUGAAGCAAGGGACUAUGAAGUGUCAGAUAGUGCUCCUUAUCUUGAGUGCCUCGCAGAAUUUCAAGAAAAUGUAAGGCAGACCAACAAUUUUUCUGCUUUUCUUGCCAACGUUCGGAAAGCUUUUACUGCCAUGGUUUAUAAUUAAUGUAUAAAUAGUGUGUAAAAACAGUUAUCCCUCUUGUGUUUCUCUUUUUAAAAAAACUGUCAUUAUUUGAUGUUUGUAAUCUUUAUUUUUGUAACAUUUCUGUGUGCUGAUUUUUGUCAAUUAUUUUCAUUAAAAUCUUGGGAAAGAAGGUUUAAGUCAAGCUAUUAGAAGUCAUGGAUCAGUAAUAAUAAAAAAUGAAGGGAGUGAGUCCAAUCUGUGGUUUGCACUUCACAGAGUAAGCGCUAUCAUCCUAAUGUCUUAAAGGAAGGAAUGUUUUUAUCUUAAACCAAGAGGGAUCUACAGUUAAAGGACAAAUCUUUGUAUCAGAAGAAAGUUGGCAGUGUUCUAAAAUAUCUAGAAAAGGAUCUAAUUUUGAAAAUCCAAGUGUAGAAAAUUUAUAAGCAAUUUCCGUUUUGUAAUAUUUAUACUGGUUAGUUGUGGUCUAGACAUAUAUUUGACAUCUUUGGAGUCUAUUCAAUACAGUCUAGAACUCAAAUCAGUUUUCUUCUAGGAUUUCAUUUUUGUCACUCAUCUUUCCUUAAAAAUUUGGUUGUGUUUAGGUCUGCUGGCUUUAGUGGAAGCCACAUACUGCUGUCUCAGGAUAUCUUGGGCACACCUAAAAGCCAUGGAGCGGUGGCCUCCCUGCUUCUAGCUGCUUCUGACUUCCCCUUGCUGUCUGGUUGGGGGAGGUUAAGCCAGCUGUCUCGUCAAAGCUGGAGGGAGCUUCAGAGCACUAUCCCUCAGUCGCCUCGUGUCUAGGACUUGGCUCAGGGUUCUGCUCACCAUCGCAUAGCAGUGGAAUUUAUCUAAGAAUGCUGUGGACUAGUGGGAAUGUUAUUUCUCAGACAUCCCCAGUGUGCAGACCAGCUUUUAGGCACCACUGAUUGAUACUAUCUCUGCAGAGAUGAAAGGCUGAUAAACUUCCCUGGAGAUUGGAGUGUGUGGUACAAAUAAUCAUCUUAUCCUGUCUUAGCAUGGGCUUGGCUAAAGGAGUAUUUUAACAGGGAGUUCAGUGAGCAGACUAUCCAGUUUUCCUAGGCAAACCUUCACAUUUGGCCUUAUUUUGUAAUAUACCUACAUUUAAAUGAAUAUAGAAAGCCAUAUCAAAACCCAGCUCUGGUUUUUAUGGACCUGGCUUUAUUUGGAGUGUAAAUUAUAUAAGCAGAAUCCCAUUUCUUAGCUCUUUCUCCUGGGUUAAGACUCAUGUGGUGAAUCCCAGCAAUUUCAAGCUCAUCUCAAUCUCUGAACCAAUCACUGGUGAUCAGAAGAGUAAAGUAUAUACGUUGGAUUAGGUUAGAUUCUCUAGAAACCCAGGUCUGGAGGUAGAUUAAGCUCGAUAACUGAGCUAAGAGUAGGGAUGUUAUUCUUUAAAUGCAAAUAGACACUAAAUGUUUAACAUAAAAAGAUAGCAGGUGACUAUUAUAGUGAAUACAUAUUUACUGAAUUCCCAGCUUGAAAUAUAUCAACAAGGAACAAAAAAUUUAAGAAAUAUUUUCAUUCAUUAAAACUAGAGAAAAACCACAUAUCCUACCACAAAUUCUGGAUAUAAUGUUUUGAACCAUAGAGUGAAAAUGCACCAGGCAUUGAUUCUGAAAGGUCUUUUUUACCUGCAAGUUAGAGAAAUGAAGAUUGGGGAUGAGACACUUAAUGGGGAGCUCUCCACUUAGAUGCAUUUCUCCUCAAGGAUCACCAUUCUUCACUUCUAACUGGGGGUCCAUCUAGUCAGAGCUAUGGUUUUUCCAGUAGUCAUGUCCGGAUGUGAGAGUUGGACCAUGAAGAAGAUUGAGCACCAAAGAAUUAAUGCUUUCAAACUCUGGUGCUCGAAAAGAUUUGAGAGUUCCUUGGACUGCAAGGAGAUCAACCAGUUACUCCUAAAGGAAAUCAACCCUGAAUAGUCAUUGGAAGGACUGAUGCUGAAGCUGAAGCUCCAACACUUAGGCUGCCUGAUGUGAAGAGCCAACUCACUGGAAAAGACCCUGUUGCUGGGAAAGAUUGAGGGCAGGAGGAGAAGGGGGUGACAGGAUGAGAUUGUUGGAUGGCAUCAUUCACUCAAUGGACAUGAGUUUGAGCAAACUCCAGGAGAUAAUGAACAGGGAACCUGGUGUGUUACACUACAUGGAGUCUCAAAGAGUGGGACACAACUGAGCAACUGAACAAAAAUGACAAGCUUAAAUUUUAAAAUUUGAUACAUUAUGAAAAUUGUGCUUUGAAUGGUUAAGAAUGCAUAUGAAAGGGAAACCAAGCUAGUCCAUUAAAUUUCCUCUAUCCAUUUUAUUUAGGAUGGUAUGUUGUAAAAACCAAAUAAUAGUUUUCAGCAUUUAAAACCUUCCCGAUACAGAAAUAAAGCACAAGAUACAAGAUACAAAAUUCAAUUUCAUAAAUGGGAAAAAAUAUGCAUAAGUAGUAAAACUGAUUGAAAUGGAAUCUCAAUGGGGUACACUAACCUAUUCCACAUUUUGUAAUAAAAUGGAGCAAGACCUCUAAAAUUAAACUCAAUAGCUAAGUUAAAAAAACAGCAUCAGCACAAAAUCUGCUAAAAUGUCUUACUAAUGGGUUUAAAGUUUUGAUUUCUCAGCUAAUGAGGAUUAGAAAAUGUUGCUUCUCUUCCAGUUCAGAGGAUUCUGAUACAGAGACAAUUAGUUAUGCUUUAAUUUGUGUACCAUGACCGUGAAUUGCCUGUUUAGCUGUAAAGCUAGCAUAGUAUCUUUCCAGGUGGCUCAGUGGUAAAGAAUUUGCCUGCUAACGCAGAAGGAGGAGACAUGGGUUCUAUCCUGGAUUGGGAAGAUCCCCUGGAGGAGGAAAUGUGACCCACUGUGGUAUUCUUGCCUGGAAAAUUUCAUGGACAGGGGAGCUUGGUGGGCUACAGUCUAUGGGAUCGCACAAAGUUGGACACAAUUGAGCAUGCAAAAUAGCAUAGUAGCUAACAUAUAGUAGAAACUUAAUAAAUAUUUGUCAAUGUUGAACACA
Molecule: messenger RNA, 3840 nt
Organism: Cervus elaphus (red deer)
Lineage: Eukaryota; Metazoa; Chordata; Mammalia; Artiodactyla; Cervidae
Gene: SPC25
Product: SPC25 component of NDC80 kinetochore complex
Exons: 7
Coding region: 193-873 (226 amino acids)
Biological process (GO): chromosome segregation
Cellular component (GO): Ndc80 complex
Source: RefSeq, a predicted model, not a curated record